AUGGACUACUCGCUGGCGGCGUUGAAGCUGUUCGCCUCGCAGCUGGCAGGAUCCACGACGGCCCCCUCCUCCGAGGGCUCCUCCCCGGCACAGAUGCUCUUCAGCAUCCGCUUCCAGCGCGCCUGGAUCCAGGGUGUGGUGGUGCGCGCGGACUACAGCUUCGACGACGGGAGGCUGUUCGUGGAUGACGGCUCCUGCGUCACCGAGCUCAUGCUCCGGCCCGAGGAUGCCAAGGGCCAUCCGUGGCACCCAGGGAUGUAUGUGCUGAUUACUGGGGCAUAUAUUGCACCCCAGUCAACGGAAAGUCUACCGAUGGUCAAGGCGCACAAGAUAGUGGAUCUCUCAACACAGCCGGACCGUGAAGCAAUGUGGUACAUGGAAGUCGCCGAGGCGUACAACUUAUUCUACAAGGCUGAUGCCUCUGGUUUUGGCUUACCAUCAUGA
Hordeum vulgare subsp. vulgare (domesticated barley) is the source of this 444-nucleotide messenger RNA. RefSeq lists its product as uncharacterized. Gene Ontology annotation, cellular component: cytosol; nuclear speck. The record is from RefSeq and is a predicted model, not a curated record. Gene Ontology annotation, biological process: regulation of sister chromatid segregation; negative regulation of double-strand break repair via homologous recombination; maintenance of rDNA. The coding region runs from base 1 to 444 and encodes 147 amino acids. The transcript has 4 exons. Lineage: Eukaryota; Viridiplantae; Streptophyta; Magnoliopsida; Poales; Poaceae.